Molecule: messenger RNA, 1172 nt
Organism: Leptonychotes weddellii (Weddell seal)
Lineage: Eukaryota; Metazoa; Chordata; Mammalia; Carnivora; Phocidae
Gene: GATC
Product: glutamyl-tRNA amidotransferase subunit C
Biological process (GO): mitochondrial translation; regulation of translational fidelity; glutaminyl-tRNAGln biosynthesis via transamidation
Cellular component (GO): mitochondrion; glutamyl-tRNA(Gln) amidotransferase complex
Source: RefSeq, a predicted model, not a curated record
CGCGAGGACGCACUACGGCGGCUGAAGAGAGAAAUGCGGGCGCGGGCGGUGAGGCUGGGCCUUCGGUCCUGGGUGGGCUGGCGCCGGGGCUUAACCUCCAAGGCGGAUCCUCAGCGUAGUGGCAGUGUCACGGCCGAGGUGAUCGAACACCUGGAGCGUCUAGCGCUUGUGGACUUCGGCAGCCAGGAGGCCGUGGCACGGUUGGAGAAAACCAUCGCCUUUGCCGACCGGCUCCGCGCCGUGGACACGGACGGCGUGGAGCCCAUGGAAUCAGUAUUGGAGGACAGAUGUCUAUACUUGAGAUCUGACAAUGUGGUAGAAGGCAACUGUGCUGAAGUACUACUACAAAAUGCCCAUCGAGUUGUGGAGGAGUAUUUUGUGGCCCCCCCAGGUAAUAUCUCUUUGCCAAAGCAGGAUGAACAAGAGCCUUUUUCACACAACUGAGUAGCUAUUCUGGGAAUGGGUACCCUGUGAACACGUGGAAGCCCAAAGAUAGUAUUUCGUUACUGUGAACAGUAAUGUUCCAACUUUCUUCAGUCACCUGAAAAAAACUGAUGGUUAAGUAUUUUUUAAUAACUCUCUGAAGACAAAAUUGGGAAAUAAUCUAGCCAAAACAAGGCAGUGAGUUCCUACUGCUACUGGAAGAGGUAUUGUUACUUUCCAGGUAUUUAUUCACAGACUGUUCAGUAUUUAAGAUGUCAUCCUCCUUUAUCUCCUCUAGAGACUAUCUACCAAACUGCACUUAAGUGAAUUUUUCUGUUGAUGUAACUAUUAGACAGUGCAUCUGAUCACUAUGUGACAACGGGUGUUGUACUUUUUAGUUGCUGUUUCUGUCAAUCCAAGAAACCUUGUAUCUUUACCAAAUUCAGAUUUGUUCCUGGGUACCCACUCUGUUUGUUCCCAGCAGAAGGCUAACUUUCUCCUAAAGUGUUAAGAGUAUUCAAAGUAGACUCUACAGCUUGUGAGCUCCUAACCUACAAUCAUCCACCAUCCCACAAAGUGAUCACAUGCAAAAAGGAUGCUAGCCACAGCUACAGUUUUUCUGAAAAGAACCUAUGUCAGAAAUAGCCCUGGGAUAGCUAACAGUACUGUACACUAAAAAUUUGCCAAGAGGGUAGAUUUUGUAUUAAAUGUUCUUACCACAAAUAAAUCUUAAAGGAGUAGGGAAGCAA